CUGGGCUAAUUCUUAAAAUUGAACGGGAAAGGCUCAUGAUGAAAUUUGCUUGUUGUUGAGUUGGUAGAUGCAUGACGGCUGCGUUGGAAUGAUAUGCUAAUUUCUGUUAUUUUCCAAGCAAAUCAAAAUAGGAGCAUUGGCAGCUGUUAACAAACCAAUCCAAGCUUAAGAAAAUGAGUAUGCAGAGGGAAGAGAAGGCACUGGAUGCUGCUCUGGAUGCCUUCUCACAGCGGCUCAACGAUCUGAAGCAGUCCAUUGGGCAAACACUGCAGAAACUGGAGGCAGGUCAUGAGCACAUGAGCUGGCCAUCUCUGCUGGACAGCUUUGCACUACUUUCUGGUCAGCUGAACAACCUGCUGCGCGUGCUGAAGAACGAGAAGACGCCGCUGCUGCGGAACCGCGUGACGCUGCCGCUGCUGCUGUCGCCCGAGCGUGACGAGCAGCUGGUGCGGCUCACCGAGGGCCGCGUGCCGGCCUUCGCGCACGACCUGGUGCCGCACUACCUGCGCACCAAGCAUGACCCCAUGGUCGAGGAGCGGCUCCAGAUGGUCGAGAGCAAGGCCGCCUCGAUCAGCGCCGACGCCGCCCAGAAACAAGUGACGGCGAUGAACAAGGUAGUGAACAACCUGUUGGACACGAUCCAGCAGUCCCGCGAGGACUGGGAGAGCGAGUCGGCACGCGCGCAGCUGAGCCAGACCUCCUCGGUGGCAGACACGCAGCAGUUGAUCGCCGCCAUCGGCACCGGAAAGGGUCUGAAGAGCGGCCCGUCCGCCCGGCAGGCUCCAGCCCCUAUGCCCGCGCCAGCUCCUGUUCAGAUGCCGCAAGUGAACAAAGCUCCGAGCUCCAUCAAAACUAACAUCAAGGCCAACAUACAGACGCACCCGUACAAAUAGACAGCUGGAGAUAACCGUGUCACGGCUCGGACUAGGUCCCGUAGUCGGUGACUGAGCUGACCUGACUAGCUGAUCCGGUCCACUUUGGGCAGUUCCAUGGUGCAAAGCUCUGUGAGUGGAGCCGUGCGGACGGUGUUCCGGAUAAGGAACCCAUUUUUCGCGUUUCCUUCACUCGUGUGUACAGCCUGGUCGGCAGACGGCAGUCUCAGUCGUAUUUCAACUGAAGGUCAGGACAUGUCGGCAUGGACCUUGUACGAGUAAUUAACCAACCGCCACGCAUUUUGAAGUGAACACUGUCUGGUGGUAAACUAAGGUCUACUGUGCAUUUGUUUCAAUGUAGUAUAUUCAGUAAAUGCUGAGUGGGAAUUGGCUAGAUGCCUGCUCAUUUCUCUUGUCCGUUCAGCUAAGCUGGCACAAGUAUGUUUUUUUUCAUUCGUUGAUUAAAGGGACCCUCCCACCUUCAAAAAAGUUUAUGAAUUGGCAUGAAAGUGAUGUCGCUCGGUUCAGAAAGAGCGAAAACGAAUAUCUACCAAAUUUCACCGAAAUAUAUUCACCGGUUUUCCAGAUAUUAGACAUUUACUUUUGUUUCCUUUUUGGGAUCUCCGCUGUUCCUAGCGACUUUAUUUGGAAGCAAUAGUUUGGCAGCUGAAAGUGCGGCACUUGUUGCGCGCAAAACGGCAUAUACCACCGCGUGCUACAAAACGUUUUAGUCAAACAUUUAAAAAUCGUUAGAUAUCUGCGCUGACGUCACACAUUCAGAGGGGUAUUCCUAUGCAUUAGCCCCUCUGAAUCAAAAUGCUGCAAUUUUGAAAUUCAAUAUUUCCGAUUUAAGGCAUUUCUCGAUGUUGUGAGUGCCGAAACCGGUAAUUGUGAGCCAGGGACCCCAUUUUGGCUAUCUCAACUCAAAUCUAAUGUUAAGGUGGGAGGGUCCCUUUAAUAUCUCGUAUCUUGCGACAAUUCACUACCAUCCAGCUGUCCCAUGACCGGAUUCAUCGGCUAUCUGACGUAAUUUUUUAUGCAUCGUCAUCUCCUUAGGUACUAGCGAUGACUUUCUCAGAGAACCUCUCGCGGCUCGUAGUAGCGUUAUAUUGCUCUCCAUUCGGAAGUGUUGGGCGCCGUGUUUAGGCUCGUAUAAACUAGCGUGGCGAGCUGAUGCCGAUGAUGUCAAGCGUCGAGUGAAUACCUAUGGUUGAGGAUUGAUGAAUAAAUAAAUGGGCUCCAUCG
Amphibalanus amphitrite is the source of this 2117-nucleotide messenger RNA. Its product is annotated as mediator of RNA polymerase II transcription subunit 8-like. Gene Ontology annotation, molecular function: transcription coregulator activity; RNA polymerase II cis-regulatory region sequence-specific DNA binding. The coding region runs from base 174 to 893 and encodes 239 amino acids. Gene Ontology annotation, biological process: regulation of transcription by RNA polymerase II. Gene Ontology annotation, cellular component: core mediator complex; mediator complex. The transcript has 7 exons. The record is from RefSeq and is a predicted model, not a curated record. Lineage: Eukaryota; Metazoa; Arthropoda; Thecostraca; Balanomorpha; Balanidae.